Molecule: messenger RNA, 7347 nt
Organism: Caenorhabditis sp. 36 PRJEB53466
Lineage: Eukaryota; Metazoa; Nematoda; Chromadorea; Rhabditida; Rhabditidae
Source: the annotation of a GenBank genome assembly
AUGAGUGACCCGCAGGCACUGCGGGCUCUGCAGGUCCCCCGGGCUGCCGUUGCCGAUCCCGCCAAACUUGCCGCAUGGGCUCAGAGGAAACUUUGCUGGGUUCCCGAUCAGAACGAAGGAUUCCUGCUGGGAUCGAUCAAGUGAGUUGCCCAGUCGUCAUCACAAAACGUUUUCUGUUUCCAGAGGCGAGAGAAAUGACGAAGUGAUAGUCGAACUCUGCGAUUUGGGGCGCCAAGUCAUCAUGAGCCGAGACGACGUUCAGAAAGCGAACCCACCAAAAUUCGACAAAAUUGAAGACAUGUCUGAACUCACGUACCUGAACGAAGCAUCUGUUUUGUACAAUUUGAAGGAGAGAUACUACAGCAGUCUGAUUUACGUAAGUUCAACCAACACGGGAUGCAAAAGCCGCAAUGUCUUUGGAUUUCAGACAUACUCUGGACUGUUCUGCGUGGUCAUCAAUCCAUACAAAAAGCUGCCAAUCUACUCAGAAGACCUGAUUGAAGAGUUCAAAGGCAAGAAACGGCAUGAGAUGCCUCCACACAUCUUUGCAAUUGCUGAUACCGCGUAUAGGUCGAUGCUUCAAGGUAGAAGAGUUGAAAUUAAUUCAAGCAACUAGAAAUGGAUAUAUUUCAGAGCGAGAGGAUCAAUCCAUCCUGUGUACAGGAGAGUCUGGUGCCGGUAAGACGGAGAACACUAAGAAAGUGAUUCAGUACCUCGCGCACGUCGCUGGAGCCAUCAGAAAUAAGGGAAUGAAUCCAGCGCUUGCACAGAAUGUUGUCCAAAAGGUGAGCAAAAAAUUUUCUGGCACUCAGAACGAGAUCAGAGUCAGAACCUAGGAUGCUUUAUAAAGUUCUCAGCAAAACAGUUGUAAUUCUCAUUUUAGCCGGAUUCCCGAAACCCGAUCGUAAGUGAAAACAUGUGCAUAUCUUUGAGUCUUGAUGUGACUUGUUGUCGUGACAUUGUCGUGAUUACUGUUAUCAUUCUUUGUCUCAUUUCCUAUUUUAUUUCUCAUGUUCAUUCUUCACAAAUCACAACCAAAAACCGUCUUUUCUAAUAUGUCAAUACAAAACGAUGUAACUAAUCUUGUCAAACGUGCCAAAUUCAAACUGAAACUUCUUAAUCAGUGCCUCGUUUCCCAUUCAAACCCUCAGCUGCAAAUUUUGCUUCACUUAAAUCAUAUUUAAUUUCUCCAAAAUGAGCUUUAUCCGUUUCCCGAUAAUGCUAAAAUCCUAUUCAAAUUGUCGUUGUCUUCACGACCAGGUUGCUUACCACAGAAGUGAUCUGCUGUGUGAUUCACUGCUCACAUGUGCUAUCAUCCAACCCAACAAUUGUGUGUUUCAGGGCGAGUUGGAACAUCAGCUUCUUCAGGCGAAUCCGAUCCUUGAAGCUUUUGGUAACUCGAAAACUGUCAAGAACGACAACUCAUCCAGAUUUGUGAGUUUCUCAUCAUUAUCCUUCCUAUACAAUGCUUUCAUUUCAGGGAAAAUUCAUCCGUAUCAACUUUGAUAUGAGCGGUUACAUCAGUGGAGCCAACAUUGAAUUCUAUCUCCUCGAAAAGUCGAGAGUUCUCCGACAAGCCCACGAUGAGCGCAGUUUCCACAUCUUCUAUCAGAUCCUCCGAGGAUGCAGUCCAAAAGAGAAAAGUAGGUUGAGUCAUACAAACGGCGGCAACGAAUUGUUGUUUAAUAGAAUCUGUUCAUAUGUGAAUCACAUAUGACUCAUUCAAACAUGAGAAUCGGAACUGAGAAAAGAAUUGCCGAUGACGAUAUAUCAUUUUAUUUUUCAGAUGAAUACCUCCUCGAAUCUGUCGACAACUACCGAUUCCUGGUCAACCGUGGAAUCACUCUUCCAAAUGUUGAUGACGUGCAGGAGUUCCACGGCACCAUCAACUCGAUGAAGAUCAUGGGUUUUGUCGAUGAUGAAAUCUCUUGUAAGACAGAAAUAACCAUUCCCAUGAAUCGAAAUGUUUUGCAGCCAUCCUCCGCGUUGUUUCCGCUGUACUGCUGCUUGGAAACUUGGAAUUCACACAAGACAAGAAGAGUGACCAAGCAACUCUUCCAGACGACAGAGUCAUCCAAAAGAUCUGCCAUCUCCUCGGACUUCCAGUCAUUGAGCUCACCAAGGCAUUCUUACGCCCACGCAUCAAGGUCGGAAGAGAAUUUGUGAACAAGGCACAGAACCAGGAGCAAGCCGAGUUUGCCGUCGAAGCAAUUGCCAAGGCCUGUUACGAGAGACUGUUCAAAUGGCUUGUCACCAGAAUCAACAAAUCCUUGGACAGAACUCACCGCCAAGGCGCGUCUUUCAUCGGAAUCCUGGAUAUUGCUGGAUUCGAAAUCUUCGACAUCAACUCUUUCGAGCAGAUUUGCAUCAACUACACUAAUGAGAAGCUGCAACAACUCUUCAACAACACCAUGUUCAUUCUUGAGCAGGAAGAGUAUCAAAGGGAAGGAAUCGAAUGGGACUUCAUUGACUUUGGACUCGAUCUCCAGCCAACAAUCGAUCUCAUUGAGAAGCCAAUGGGAGUCUUGGCUCUUCUUGACGAGGAAUGUCUUUUCCCGAAGGCCAACGACAAAACGUUUGUCGAAAAGCUACAAAAGACGCACAACAAACAUCCAAAGUUCAUCGUGCCAGACAUGCGUUCCAAGAGCCACUUCGCCGUUGUUCACUAUGCCGGAAGAGUCGACUAUUCAGCUGAUCAAUGGCUCAUGAAAAACAUGGACCCCCUCAACGAGAACGUCGUCGGACUCAUGCAAAACUCGACGGAUCCAUUCGUCGCUGGAAUCUGGAAGGACGCUGAGUUUGCGAGCAUAUGCGCCGCCGAGAUGAACGAAACCGCAUUUGGAAUGAGAUCUCGCAAAGGAAUGUUCCGUACCGUCUCUCAGAUGCACAAAGAGCAGCUCACCAGACUGAUGACCACUCUCCGCAACACUUCUCCUCACUUCGUCCGUUGCAUCAUUCCGAACCACGAAAAAAAGGCCGGAAAGAUCAACUCGAAUCUUGUCCUGGAGCAGUUGAGAUGCAAUGGAGUCCUGGAAGGAAUCAGAAUUUGCCGUCAAGGAUUCCCCAACCGUGUGCUCUUCCAGGAGUUCCGUCACCGUUACGAAAUCCUCACUCCCGACGUCAUUCCCAAAAAUUUCAUCGAUGGAAAGGAAUCUGUGCGCAAGAUGAUCACCGCGUUGGACAUUGAUGCCAAUUUGUACAGAAUCGGACAGUCCAAGGUGUUCUUCAGAACCGGAGUUCUUGCCCAUCUCGAAGAAGAAAGAGACCUCAAACUGACGGCUCUCAUCAUGAAUUUCCAAGCGCAGUGCAGAGGAUUCCUUUCGAGACGUCUUUACACCAAAAGGCAGCAACAAUCCAGUGCUAUCCGUAUCAUUCAACGCAACGGACUCGCCUAUCUGAAGCUACGAAACUGGCAGUGGUGGCGGUUGUUCACCAAGGUCAAGCCUCUUCUCCAAGUUACCCGUACUGACGACGAAAUCCGUGCCAAGGACGAUGAAUUGCGCGCAGCCAAAGAACGUCUGCUCAAGAUGGAACACGAGUUCCGGGACAACCAAAAGAAGCUGGAUCAGGUUAGCGGGAGAUAUGUUUGAUCACGAAAGCAUCUCAAUUGGUUCAUUUUCUCACGGUUCUUUUUUUCAGGUGAUUGUCGAGCGAGCAGUCAUCCAAGAACAACUCCAGCAGGAAUCCGACAACAGUGCUGAACUCGAAGACCUCCGCAAUCGUCUGCAAGCUCGGAACCAGGAGCUCGAAUACGUCGUGAACGAUAUGAGAGAACGUCUGUCUGAGGAAGAGCAACAGAAUGAGAAGAGCAAUGAGGAGAGAAGAAAACAACUGGUAGGUGUUGAUGUGAUUAGUUAGACAAACGAGUGUUGUUUUAGGAAACUGUUCGUGACUUGGAAGAGCAGCUCGAGCAGGAGGAACAAGCCAGGCAGAAAUUAUUGCUCGACAAGACCAACGUCGAUCAGAAACUCCGCAAUCUCGAAGAGAGACUGGUUGAACUCCAGGACGCUUACGAUAAGCUUUUGAAAGAAAAGAAGAUCCUCGAGGAGAAGGUCGAAGCACUCACAACCCAGCUUCUAGAGAACGAAGAAAGAGCCAAGCACGGAAUCAAGGCGAAAGGACGUCUCGAGAAUCAGCUGCAUGAGCUCGAACAAGACCUCAAUCGCGAACGUCAGUUUAAAACAGAAUUGGAUCAGCAGAAGAGAAAGUUGUUGGCCGAAUUGGAGGACAGCAAGGACCAUUUGGUGGAGAAGAUGAGCAAGGUUGAGGAACUGAACAACCAGUUGAUCAAGAGAGACGAAGAACUCCAACAUCAGUUGACGAGAUACGAUGAGGAGUCGGCGAAUGUAGCUCUGAUGCAGAAGCAGAUGAGAGACAUGCAGACAACCAUCGAUGAACUCCGCGAGGACAUUGAGACCGAACGGAGUGCUCGCAACAAAGCGGAGAUGACGAGAAGGUUGGUAUAUUUGCAAACAAUUAGGCGGCUCAUAAGAAUAUUUGUUUUGUUUUGGCACCCGUUGACAGUCCUGAUUGGUUCAUUCUGAUCGAUAUGCCUGCUUAUCUGAUUAUUCCAAAAUUUCUCUUCAGAGAAGUCGUUGCCCAGUUGGAGAAGGUGAAAGGAGAUGUGCUCGACAAGGUCGACGAGGCUACCAUGCUCCAAGACUUGAUGGCCAGAAAGGAUGAGGAAGUCAAUGCUACCAAGGUAACACAUUUGAUAGAGAACACUUUCUAUAUAUAAAUUUUUCCAGAGAGCUAUUGAGCAAAUCCAACAUACUAUGGAAGGCAAAGCUGAGGAGCAGAAAGCCAAAUUCAGCCGUCAACUGGAAGAGCUUCACGAUCAAAUUGAGCAGCACAAAAAGCAGCGCAACCAAUUGGAAAAACAGCAGAACCAGACUGACCAGGAACGUGCAGAAAUGGCCCAAGAGAUUGCUCUUCUGCAAGCGAGCCGAGCUGAAAUUGACAAAAAGAGAAAGAUUCACGAAGCACAUCUUCAAGAACUUCAGGCUAGUCUGGCGGAGAAUGAUGAAUACAAAAGGGCGUUGAUUGAUCAGUUGGAAAAGGUAACAUUUCGAAAUACCUCCCCUACUCUAUUAAUAAAUUUCCAGAGCCGUGACGAGUUGGAUCAUCUGACCCGUGUUCGCGAGGAAGAGGAAGCCGCGUUCGCUGGAAUGCAACGUAGAUUGGCUGCAGCUGAAGGACAGAUCCACGACCUGAACGAGCAGAUUCAAGAAGAGACCCGCGUCAAACUCGCACACAUCAACCGAGCCCGCCAGCUUGAAGAUGAGAAAAAUGCUCUUCUUGAUGAGAAAGAGGAAGCUGAAGGUCUUCGUGCCCAUCUUGAGAAAGAAAUCCAAGCCGCUCGUCAAACUGCUGGAGACGCUCGCAGAAAAGCAGAGGAAGCCGUCACGCAACAAAUGGAAGAGAUCAGAAAGAAGAAUCUGAGAGACGUCGAACAUCUCCAACAGCAGUUGCAAGAGAGUGAAGUGGCCAAGGAACGCAUUCUCCAGAGCAAAAAGAAGAUUCAGCAGGAGUUUGAAGACCUUUCUAUGGAGCUCGACAAUGUCAGGAGCUCUCACAGAGAUUCGGAGAAGCGACAGAAGAAGUUCGAAGCUCAAAUGGUCGAGGAGAGAGCUUCUGUGCAAAAGGCACUCAUUGAUCGGGACACGAUGAGCCAGGAACUGCGUGACAGCGAAACACGUGUCUUGGGUCUUCUCAAUGAUAUUGACGGCAUGAAGGAACAACUGGAGGAAUCUGAGAGACUUCGUCGUCUCUUGCAGCAAGAUCUCCAAGAUUCGGUUAGUCAUUCUGUUAGUUUUCGAUUCAGUUAAACUUGGUUUACAGAUCUCGAACAAAGAUGAUUUCGGAAAGAACGUUCACGAGCUGGAGAAGGCUAAACGAUCUCUUGAAGCUGAACUGAAUGACAUGAAAACGACGAUGGAGGAGAUUGAGGACAAUCUCACUAUUUCCGAAGAUGCUCGACUUCGACUUGAAGUCAAUUAUCAAGCGCUCAAAGCAGAGAGUGAUCGGGCUCUCAGUGCCAAGGAUGUCGAUGCGGAAGAGAAACGUCGCGGUCUUCUCAAACAGAUCAGAGACCUGGAGAACGAGCUGGAGAACGAAAAGAGAGGAAAGUCUGGAGCCGUCAGUCAUCGCAAGAAAAUUGAAAGCCAGAUUGGAGAGCUCGAACAGCAGUUGGAAGUGGCAAAUCGGCUGAAAGAGGAGUACAAUAAACAGUUGAAGAAGAACCAGCAAAUCAUCAAGGACUACCAGAAUGAGUGCGAGGAAACCCGCCAGGCCAAGGAAGACAUCGCUGCUCAGUUGAGAGAGGCAGACAGGAAGUACAGAGCCGUCGAAGCUGAAAGAGAACAACUUCGUGAGGCGAACGAGGGUCUUAUGCAAGCCCGAAAGUUGCUUGAGUUGGAAAAUGAUGAACUCGAGGAGCUGCGAUCAAAGGGAGGAGGCAUUAGCUCUGAAGAGAAGAGACGGCUUGAGGCCAAGAUCGCACAGCUUGAGGAAGAGCUCGAGGAAGAGCAGAACAACUGUGAAAACGCGAUUGACAAGCAGCGAAAGGCGCAACUUCAACUCGAGCAAAUCACAACAGAUCUCUCAAUGGAACGUACUCACACCCAGAAAUUGGACGCCGAGAAGCAAAGUCUCGAGCGCACCUGCAGAGAAUACAAAGCCAAGAUCACCGAGUUGGAAUCGGGAGCUCAAUCGAGAUCUCGUGCUCAGAUGGCCGCACUUGAGGCUAAGAUACAGUACUUGGAGGACCAGCUGAACACCGAAGGACAGGAUAAGACUGCCGCCAACCGAGCCGCCAGGAGACUCGAGAAGAGACUCAACGACAUCACUCAGCAGUUGGAAGAUGAGAAGAGAGCCAGUGAGCAGGCUAAGGAACUGGUAUGUGACCUAUUUCUGAGAAAUCGUUUGGAAAUUGUUUAUUUCAGCUGGAGAAAUCGAACCUCAAACAGAGGAACGUCCGCCGGCAAGUGGAUGAACUCGAAGACGAACUUUCACGCGAGCGAACGAAACACCGCACUCUUCAGCGUGAAACUGACGAUCUUCUUGAUGCUAACGAACAGCUCACACGUGAACUGAUGAACCUCAGGUAACCACAAACUCCUCAAGACUUUUCAUUGUCAAAAUUCAAAAUUGUAGAGGGAAUGCUAACCGGCGACGUGCUGAAAACAUGCGUCUCCGAAGAGGAUUCGACAUUCCGGGAUCAAACGAUAACCUGGCCCGCGAGGAUGAAGUCGAAUCAAACGGUGAGAUAUUGUAAAAAAAAUAAAUUUCUGAAUUAUUGUGAAUUUUACAGUAUCCGGAUCAGAACAUGGACUAUCGGUGAACUAA